GAUAUUCUCGAAAUCGCCAUCUGUCGUACGAUGUUAAUUGCCGGAGCUUGGCACGAAUGGAACAAUCAUGUCUCUAAGCUCCUCGCCGCGGAUGGAUUCACAGAGGAGAAAUUGUCUGUCGUCAAACUGGUACACCUGACUUCUCAGGGUCCUUUGAAUGAUCGCCAAUGGGCCGCAUUGCUUUAUGCUGACUACAUAUCACGAGCGGUGUCGGUUCCAGACAGUAUAUUUGCCAAGUUGGAAGUGGCAGGAUUCAGUGAAAAGGAAAUAGUCGAACUCACUGCGACCAUUGCGACUUACAACAUGGUGGGCAGAUUCUUCGUUGCGCUGGAUAUCGCGGAAGCGAACGACAAGCCACCCCAGUGGCUCAAAUGA
Molecule: messenger RNA, 375 nt
Organism: Hyaloscypha bicolor E
Lineage: Eukaryota; Fungi; Ascomycota; Leotiomycetes; Helotiales; Hyaloscyphaceae
Exons: 1
Source: RefSeq, a predicted model, not a curated record